Raphanus sativus (radish) is the source of this 2412-nucleotide messenger RNA. RefSeq names its product nuclear pore complex protein NUP85. The transcript has 18 exons. Gene Ontology annotation, biological process: positive regulation of DNA-templated transcription; mRNA export from nucleus; protein import into nucleus. The coding region runs from base 113 to 2263 and encodes 716 amino acids. The record is from RefSeq and is a predicted model, not a curated record. Gene Ontology annotation, cellular component: nuclear pore outer ring. Gene Ontology annotation, molecular function: structural constituent of nuclear pore. Lineage: Eukaryota; Viridiplantae; Streptophyta; Magnoliopsida; Brassicales; Brassicaceae.
AACGACACGGUGCGUUUUGGUGUCGACUCUAUUAUUCUGGCUACUGCUGGAGCCACACCUCACUCUCCUCAAAACCCCCGAUCAAAACCCUAACGGCCACCGGAGCUCCGAAAUGCCGGGUAUGAAUUCCGAUUCCGGCAACGGUGGAGAACUAGUUCCGUUUUCGACUAAGGAGAAAUCACCGGCGGUGUAUCCUCUUCGCUACGGCCUCAAGUCUCGGGUUCACAGGCUCUCCAUCUCCUGGGGGUGCGGGAACAACCUACGCGUCACGGUUCUACGUAACCCGGAGUCACUCGACGACGAAGAAGCUGGCGGUGAGGUGGUUAACGUGAGGCUCAGCGGCGGCGAGGACGGCGAGAUCGGCGACGCGCAGUGGCGGAGGAUCGCUUACGGAUCCGUCUCUCCGUUUGCGCUUUUGCAGAGCAGGAGGAACUCGAUUUCGAGCUUGUUUAAGAUGGAUACGAGUCCUUCGCUGUACCAGACUUCGUGGUGGGAGUACGUAAUGGAGUACAGCAGGGAGAUUAAAUCUCUCCUUAGUGAUUCAGUGUCUUCCCCUGCUCCUUUGAUUGAAGACCCUAAAUCAGUUAUACAGAGUGCUGAGGAACCGACUUCUUUAAAGGCUGCGUGGGAGUUGAUGGAAAUGUUUUAUGCUGACAAGACGUGUCUGUCUUGGUUGCCAGAACGGCUUGUUGAUUGGCUAUCUGAUUAUGAUGUACUCCUUUCAAGCUCACAUCCAACUAUCUACUCAAAACUCGAGGAUUUCCAAAUGGAACUUGUUGGCCUACAGGCUAUCGAGGAUGAUCCAAGAUACUGGGAAGUGAUGUCAUCUGCUUUAUCAGUUGGUUGGCUAGAAAUAGUGGUGAAGUUGUUAUACUUACAUGGUUCUUAUCAACUAGACCAGCUAGGAAAUCGUGAGACAGAAAAUGGACUUGUAGAAGCUGUCGCUGUUCUCAUUUCAAAAAUGCCACGGAUGCGUCCAAAACUAGAAGCUGGGAUAUUUGGUGAAUGCUUUGCAGCGAAGCCUGAUUUUAUGAAGACACGAGAGAGAUGGCAGUCUCAGAUAACUAAACUAGAGUGCAGUGCCUUCUGGGUUCAAUGUGCUCACCAUCAGACCCGCGAGGGCUUGAGAAAUAUGUUGAAGAUCAUGAUGGGAAAUGCCGAUUGCCUCUCAGCUGCGACAUCUAACUGGAUGGAGCUUUUUGUUUCUCAUUUUAUCUAUCUCAGGCCAUUCACGAAGGGACUAGAAGGCAUGCAUAAUCUUGCUCAGAAAUGUGUUCAGUCAAAGCCAACUAACACUUCCCAUAAGCUUCUGAGACUGCUUAUUGGAAUUCUUGGAGAUAAUACUGAGGUUGUGCUGGCAGUGUGUUCCAAAGAGUUUGGCUCCUGGAUGGUUGCACAUGCCAUGGAGUUAUUGACAGCUGGAAGCGAAGAAGGAGAAUUUCUUGUACAUGAGGAGCAGCGAAACUUGGGUGGAAUCAACAUGGAAGAGCUCCAUAGACUUGUUUAUGCUCAAGUUCUUUCUACACAUGCUUUGACUUGGCAGAUAGCUCCUGUUUAUCUAUCAUCCUGCGUGAAACAGGGAUUAGGCUUAUUAGAAUUGUUGUUCUAUAGGCAGCCAGUUCAAGAGAAUCAGUUGCUUAUUAAGAGCCUAGAGAUUUGCCGUCUAUAUGAACUUAGUUAUGUCAGCGCUAAACUUAUGAAGAUCUCUGGAGUGCAUCACUGGAAACAUGGGAGAAAAGGAUCUGGGAUUUUUUGGCUUCAGCAAGCCCGGGAUGAGCACUGUCUCAAAGUGAUUUCUCAACAGCUGUUUGAUUCUGUUGGAAAGUCAUUGUCUGAUGAAAGUCUCAAGCAAUGGGAAGGCCUGGUCGAACUUCUGGGUUCCGACUCGCAGAUCUCUGGUGGUCUUGAUUUUCUUCACAAGUAUAGAGAUUUCAAGAGAUCAUUGAAGCUAGUCCAUGAUGGAAAAGCUAUAGAUGCGGCUCACGAGGCUGUGGAGAGACUUGUAUCGCUUAUGAAGAGCCCCUCUACUCCUCAACGCUUCUGGCUUCCUCUUCUGCAUGAUUCAUUGAAGCUGUUGAAUUGGCCAGAGCGUUCUCUGUUGAAUGUAGCACAGACAAACCUGAUGUUGAACAAACUACAGGAAGCAUCAAUGGCAAGGAUAAGACCAGGCUUCAUAGAAUCUGACUUGUCUGCUCAAGCUGUUGGAUCUGUGAGACUUGCUCUAGCAACCAAUCUGGGACGUGCUUUUUUGGAGGAAUGUUAGAGCAUCAUUAUCCUAAAACUCCAUUUAGGGGUUCUUAUUUUUAUUAAUACUUUUAAUUAGUAAAAAUGAAUUAAGAGACAAGAAUAAGAAACCCAUACAUUUAUGUGAUCCAAUGCAAGUAUCUUAUUAAAGGUUCUUUAAAAAAUAUU